Messenger RNA from Aspergillus steynii IBT 23096, 1572 nucleotides. Its product is annotated as alpha-amylase. The record is from RefSeq and is a predicted model, not a curated record. Gene Ontology annotation, molecular function: calcium ion binding; hydrolase activity, hydrolyzing O-glycosyl compounds. NCBI's taxonomy places the organism in Eukaryota, Fungi, Ascomycota, Eurotiomycetes, Eurotiales, Aspergillaceae. Bases 1 to 1572 code for a protein of 523 amino acids. The transcript is spliced from 6 exons. Gene Ontology annotation, biological process: carbohydrate metabolic process.
AUGCUAGGCUUCCUCCAGUGCCUUUACCCGAGGAGAUGGGAAAGGCAAAAAUGGAAGGAGAUCGAAGAAAAGGCAGAAAACCUGGAGAAACUCCCGUCAUGGGAUACCACAGACAACCCGCUCAUGAUGCAAGCCUUCGAAUGGCACGUCCCGAAUGACCAGGGACAUUGGCGCCGUCUGGAGCAAGCUCUGCCGGACUUGAAAGCGAUCGGAGUCGAUAACAUGUGGAUUCCCCCAGGGUGCAAGGCGAUGAAUCCCGCAGGAAAUGGCUACGACAUCUACGACCUGUACGACAUCGGAGAGUUCGACCAAAAAGGCUCACGGGCGACGAAAUGGGGCACCAAGGAGGAACUUCAGUCGCUGAUGGCUUGCGCCCAAGAGCUCAGUGUCGGUGUCUAUUGGGAUGCGGUGCUCAAUCACAAGGCUGGGGCCGACUUCACGGAACAGUUCGCAGCGGUCAAAGUGGAUCCGAAAGAUCGAGACGUGGAGAUCUCAGCACCCGAUCUGGUGGAAGGAUGGGUCGGGUUCGACUUCCCCGGCCGUGGCGAGAAGUAUAGUUCCAUGAAAUACUCACGGCAUCACUUCAGCGGCGUGGAUUGGGACCAAAUGCGCAAGACGAACGGAAUCUACAAGAUGCUCGGGCCUCACAAAGGAUGGGCUGAAGACGUCAGCAAGGAAAACGGCAACUAUGACUUUCUGAUGUUUGCCGACCUGGACUAUUCCGAUCCUGACGUUCAGGGCGACGUGCUCAACUGGGCCACAUGGAUGAGAUCCCAAUUACCUCUCAGCGGCAUGAGGCUUGACGCUGCUAAACACUACUCUGCGGGCUUUCAGGCGAAAUUGGUUGAUCACCUUCGGGAGACGUUUGGACCGCGUUUUUUCGUCGUAGCAGAGUACUGGAAGGGAGAAGUCGAGCCUUUAAGGGAGUACCUAGAACAGACACAAUAUAGAACGUCGUUGUUUGAUGCACCGUUGGUUGAGCGCUUCUCAAGUAUCUCUCAGAUGAAAAAGGCGGAUCUUCGGCACAUUUUCGACGGCACGUUGGUUGACUGUCGACCGUCACACGCAGUUCAACCAGGGCAGUCUUUAGAGGCACCGAUUGAGCCAUUCUUCAAGCCUCUAGCAUAUGCUUUGAUCCUAUUGCGGGAUGCAGGACUGCCAUGUCUAUUCUAUGGAGAUCUCUAUGGCAUUGGAAGCGACGUCGAGAACCCGAUGACACCUUCCUGUGGAGGCCGACUACCGGUCCUUGCCAAAGCACGCAAGCUGUAUGCAUAUGGGGAGCAGCAGGACUAUUUUGACCAGCCUAAUUGCAUUGGGUUCGUUCGAUAUGGUAACCAAUAUCACCCGGACGGUCUUGCCUGCGUCAUGAGCAAUGCCAGUUCUUCCAAGAAACUCAUGUAUGUUGGACGAUCGCAUGCACGGGAGAAAUGGAGCGAUGUGUUGGAAUGGCAGACGAAGACUGUCACCAUCGAUAAAGAUGGAUACGGUGUUUUCCCGGUCGCGCCGAUGAGUGUUGGGGUCUGGGCGAAUACCAUGGCGAAGGGACGAGAUUCGUUGAGAGUGCGAUUGUAA